This is a messenger RNA of Biomphalaria glabrata, 1515 nucleotides long. RefSeq lists its product as uncharacterized. NCBI's taxonomy places the organism in Eukaryota, Metazoa, Mollusca, Gastropoda, Planorbidae. The record is from RefSeq and is a predicted model, not a curated record. The coding region runs from base 250 to 753 and encodes 167 amino acids. The transcript has 2 exons.
UUGUUGUGUAGUCCACUUGACCCCGGAAAUUCUUAGAGUCUGUAUCAGAAAUCGAUAGUUUUCAAGUUUAGUGUUCUGUUCCUUUCUUAAACUUGGAGUAUUGGAUUUACUUAUUUCAGAAAUUUCCCAUUUGAAAUGUGCCCACGACACACAAUGUAUUCAAUACACACAAUUUGAGCGUCGCCAAAGUUUUGACGAGAUCCGGCAGAAUGAACACUGGACUCUAGGAGGCCGCAAUCAUCCCGGCCCAUGGCUGAGGAGUCCAGCGGCGCCGGGUACAUGCCGGUCCGUGUCAUUGUAGAACGUGCCGGAGAAGACUCCAACAACGACACAGACACUAUGGCGAGCGGCGCUUAUACUGAGGCGGACGCGCCUCUCUCUGAAUGUGCAGGCGCCUCUGGACACUGUGAGGCCUCUGCUGAGAACGCCGACGAUGCAGUUCUGUUUCAGGAAGUCACGAACACUUCCGCUAGCAACGAACAGCAAAACACUAACCAGUCGGCUAAGAAACCCGGUGACCUCGACGCGGAGCUAGGGGACGUUGUCCAGCAAGGUCUAGAGGAUACUGGACCAGACCAGUCCCAAAGCCAACCUGUGGACCAGCAGAACGACGGAGAUCAGGAAGAAGAGCUUCUUUUCCCAGGAUUUGUGCCCAAGACGUUCUAUUUUCUGACCCAGCGGAACCGCCUGCGUUUCUGGUGUCUACGAUGUAUUACCUGGCCAUAUCCUUUUCAUGACAUUAGUUCCAAAUGAAAUUAAGUCUAGACGUUCUCAGACGCCUUCGCCCCGUGUGUCGCCAUUUAAUUUUUGUGUUUCUGUCAGAAGUAAUCAGAAUUCUUGACUUAAAAGCACAGCUUUGUCCUAUUCUCUUAUGUUAAUGUCUGAGAAAGUCUAGACUCAGCUGAAGUUGAUAAUAUGUGAUACAAAUAUUUUAUGAAAGUUGUUAUUUUCAAUGUCUUAAGUGUCCUAAUAAAAUAUAUUUUAUUUCUAAACAGAUCAAUUACUACAGAUGUUUCCAUGUGAGAUUCAAGUUCUUAGAGAUUUUAUAAUUCAUUUUUUUUUUAAUUGUUUUUAUCGACCCGCUCUUUUAUUUUUUUAUUUUUUUUUAAAGUAGAAUCCUUUGGAUUUCUUAUAUUCUCUGGAGCCUGCAAUCUCUUGCCAAAAGCAUGGCAUCAAACUGAUUUAGAAGGCUAUUUGAAUACUUUGACCUACAUAGUUCGACCUUGACAUAAAUAGUGUCCAUUUCGUCAUCCCAGAUCGAAUUUCAAAGGGAAGCAACUUUCUGUUGUUGUUUUUUUCAUUGUGAAUCCAAUUAGAAAUUGAGGAGUCACUUCUUAAUAGAUUUAGACGACAUUAUGUUAUUUCGUACAUUGACAUUAUUUAAACUAUUCAACUAUUACGACAAUUAACGACAUCACAUAAAAUAUAUGCACAUGCAGCUAGACUUUAAAAGUUACAAUUUCAAACCAUCCUUUAAUAUUGACUGAGUUUUGAAUGUAGCGCAGGAUGUCAUCC